AAUUCCUAUUAUGUAAGAGGAAAGGGAAGAGAUUGUAGAUGAACUUACUUUAUUGAAAAUAGAGAAAUCUAAAAGAAGAAAAAGAAAAGAAUGGGAAUUAAAAAUGAUGGGAAAAUGCAUAACUUGGUUAAUUUAUGCAUAUGCAGCAGGUAUAAUAACAUCAGGAUUGAAUUACUUUUUGGUAAUUAUAGCUGUUGAAUUAUUAGUUAGAAAAAGGUUUUAAAUAUGAAGGAAUUGUAGAAGAUAGCUGUUAAGAUUUUAAAACAUUAAAAUCAGUGAAUGAUUAAAUAUUCCCUCUAUUAGAUGAAUUGACUGUAAAAAUAACAAAUGAAAUAAUAGUACAAAAAAUACUUUAAGAUUUUCAGAGUUAACUUAGAUAAUGAUUGUCCAUUUUCGAUUGGAGAAUAUAUAUGUACAAGUAAAAAAUGUGUAAUUUGCACUUGUAAUACUACUGAAGUAAGAAUUGAAUAUAUUGAAGAUUCCAUCUAAUUGGUUAUCACCUUCAUCCUCUCCAAUUAAUUACCCAAAAGAUGAUUUUGCAUUUUGGGAUUCGGAGAGAUACCUAAGUAUGAAAAUAGAUGAUUUUUAGCUCCUUCUGAAUGGAUAUGGCAUGUAGAAGAUAUCGAAAAUGAUAAAGGAGUAUAUGUUGACUUGAAAUUAAACCCAGAAGCAUUUACAGGAUAUUAAGGAUAACACAUAUGGGAUGUUAUCUAUAGAGAAAAUUGUUAUUAAGGUUCAUUAAAUGAAAUGUGUAAAGAAAAGAGAGCAUUGAAUAAAUUAGUAUAGGGUUUACAUACUUCAAUUUCAACUUAAUUAAGUGAAUUCUAUGUGGAUUUAACAACAAAUAAAACAUAUCCAAAUUAUCCUUUAUAUUUUGAGAGAGUGGGUAAUCAUCCUGAAAGAAUUAGAAAUUUGUUUUUUUUAUAUUCAGUUCUUUUGAGAUCAGUUAUAUUAGCAUCUGAUGGAAUCUUAAAACAUGAUAUAAAUUCUUAGUCUUUUGAAGAAGAUGGUAGAUCAAAAUAUCUAUUAAAUUAGAUAUUAUCUUUAGGUACUAAUUAAUGUUAAAAGCCUUUUGAUGAAUAACAGUUCUUCAAUUAAAUAACAUUUGUAAUAAAAAAGUUUAUUAUGGUUAGGAUUAAAAGAAAGAUUAUCAAAGAUAUAUUCAUAACAUAAGUAGAAUAAUGGAUUGUGUAGAGUGUUAAAAAUGUAGAGUAUUUGGAAAGAUGUAAACAUAUGGAUUAGGAACAGCAUUAAAAAUUCUAUUUUCUGAAUCUCCAAGUGAAUUUUCAGGUAGAUUGAAAAGAAAUGAGUUGGUUGCAUUAAUUAAUACAUUCGGAAAAGUUUCAAGUUCUGUAAAAUCAAUAGAAUUAAUGUUUGAAAGAAGAAACAAAUUUCAUUAUAAUCUUAUAAUAACAAUAGGAAUCAUAGGGGGAUCAUUUAUAUUAUUUAUGGUGGCAAUUAGAAAAAUCUACUCUUAAAUGGAUAAGAAAAUAUAAAAUAUGUUUAAAGGAAUGCCUUCAGAUAAUGCUUAAAAAGUUAAUAGAGGAACUAAGAGUAAACGCGAUUGAAUUAAAACAUAGAUAGA
Messenger RNA from Paramecium sonneborni, 1585 nucleotides. NCBI's taxonomy places the organism in Eukaryota, Ciliophora, Oligohymenophorea, Peniculida, Parameciidae. The record is from the annotation of a GenBank genome assembly.